This is a messenger RNA of Naegleria gruberi, 729 nucleotides long. RefSeq lists its product as uncharacterized. Gene Ontology annotation, biological process: protein polyubiquitination. Lineage: Eukaryota; Heterolobosea; Eutetramitea; Acrasida; Naegleriidae. Gene Ontology annotation, molecular function: ubiquitin conjugating enzyme activity. Gene Ontology annotation, cellular component: nucleus. The transcript has a single exon. The record is from RefSeq and is a predicted model, not a curated record. The coding region runs from base 1 to 729 and encodes 242 amino acids.
AUGUCUUCAUCACGUUUGAGAAGGAUCAAAAACGAUCUUACAGAGGUACAACAAAAUGCUUCUCUUCCUCCUUUAUUAACAUUUACACAGACUGAAAAUUCUAGUAUCAUUCUCUUUAGUUUUAACUUGGACGAAACAUCAAGUCUUUAUGCAGGUGCCAAUUUUCAGAUUGAAGUUUCAUUCCCAGAAAAUUAUCCCCACAAACCUCCUUCUUUCACAUUCAAACACACCGUUCCAUAUCAUUUCCUUGUUGAUCAAAUUAAUGGAAAGGUAAUUGGCCUCUCAAAACUUUCGACAUGGUCAAUGCUAUUCACUUUACAAUCAAUAUUUUCUGAUCUCUACUCAAAAUUUGUAAAUGAACCAAGUCAAGAAGAUGCUGAACAAUGUGGUGUUAAUGAGGAUAUGAUUACAGAAUAUAGAAACACUCCACAAAUCUACAGAGAAAAAGCAAGAAACUCUGUCAGAAAGUUGCAAUUAACUGUAAUUGAAAAUCCUCUUGAUUCAAAUGAAAUGAAGGAUGAAGAAUCUACUGAAUCGAAUGAAACGAUUCAUGAAGUAGUAGUUGAUGAAAAUAACUUGCAGCCAAGUAAUCCAAUUUUGGAACAACCACUUGAUUCAAGAUUUGUUAAUUCCAGUAAUCACCACAAAAUUGUUUCUCAUGAAGAUGAAUGGAAUUAUGAAUACGGCUUGUAUCAUUUAAAUAUGAGAUAUGGAAAUUACAAUCAAUAA